GUGGAGAGGGGAGGGACUCAGGGCGCAGCUCCAUGGGGCCGCCGCGGCGCUGCGACCUUCUGCACAUGGAGCCGGGGAGAGUUGGAAGAACUUCAUACUGCAAACUCAAGGAAUAGCAGAGUACUUGCAUCGCAUGGAGACAGAGGAGGCCCAGGAAAUGGCCCAGAUGCCAGGCAGGGACAGCCCCCCCACCAACGAAGCGUCCGAGGAGGCAGAAGAGGCCAUGGCCGUCCCUGAGGACCUGUCAGCCGGCUCCACCCACCAGCAGAACAACAGAGGGGACAAAGCCUGUAACAUUAAAGUUGAGGCUCGCAGUGAUGAGGAGAAUGGGCUGGCCUGUGACAUGAAUGGCAUGGAGGAGGAGGAGUGUGCGGAAGACUUGCGCGUGAUCGAUGCCUCGGGGGCCAAGGUGAACGGCUCACAGCCGAGCCCCGAAGCCAAGGCCUUCUCCUCGGCCGGCGGUAUCCGGCUGCCCAACGGGAAGCUCAAGUGCGAUAUCUGUGGGAUAGUUUGCAUUGGCCCCAAUGUGUUGAUGGUGCACAAGCGAAGCCACACUGGAGAACGUCCUUUCCAGUGCAGCCAGUGCGGUGCCUCUUUCACCCAGAAGGGUAACCUCCUCCGCCACAUCAAGCUCCACUCAGGGGAAAAACCCUUCAAGUGUCACCUUUGCAGCUAUGCGUGUCGCAGGAGGGACGCCCUCACUGGCCAUUUACGCACCCACUCGGUUGGAAAACCCCACAAGUGCGCCUACUGUGGGCGGAGUUACAAGCAGCGCAGCUCCCUGGAGGAGCACAAGGAGCGCUGCCACAACUACCUCCAGUGCAUGGGGCUGCAGAACAGCAUCUACACAGUAGUAAAGGAAGAAAGCAACCAGAAUGAGCAGAGGGAAGACUUAAGCCAGACGGGAUCUGACAGAGCCUUGGUGCUAGACAGACUAGCUAAUAAUGUAGCUAAACGUAAGAGCACUAUGCCACAGAAGUUUGUAGGUGACAAACGUCUGUCAGACCUCUCCUACGACGGAGGAGCAGGCGAGCUGAUUCAGCCCCACGUCAUCGACCAGGCCAUCAACAGCGCCAUCAGCUACCUGGGGGCCGAGUCGCUGCGGCCUCUGGUCCAGACCUCCCCAGCCUCCUCUUCUGAUGUGGGCCUCAGCUCCAUGUACCCUCUCCACAAGCCGGCGCCCGAGGGCCACACGGGGACAGGCCACAGCUUGUCAGCCAAAGACAGUGCAGCUGAGAACCUGCUGCUGCUCUCCAACUCCAAGUCUGCCUCCAGCGAGAAGGAUGGCUCGCCCAGCCACAGCGGCCAGGACUCCACCGACACCGAGAGCAACAAUGAGGAUCGUCCAGGCGGGGCGGCACCCGGCCUCAUCUACCUGACCAAUCACAUCACCUCGGGGGUGAGGAACGGCGUGCUCCCUCUGGUGAAGGAGGAGCAGCAGAGGCAGUAUGAGGCCAUCCGGGCCAGCAUGGAGAUGGCCUCCGAGGGCUUCAAGGUGGUGACGGCGGACGGGGAGCAGGUGAGGGCGUACCGGUGCGAACACUGCCGCGUUCUCUUCCUGGACCACGUCAUGUACACCAUUCACAUGGGCUGCCACGGCUUCAGAGACCCCUUCGAGUGCAACCUCUGCGGUCACCGGAGCCAAGACCGAUACGAGUUCUCCUCUCACAUAACGCGAGGGGAGCAUCGCUACUGAGCCCCGUCCACACACACUUUCACACAAACGGGUGUAUAUAUGGAAAAAACACACACACUCACUCAUAGACAUGCACCUUCAACAAAUGCAUAGAAAAAACAAAAUGUAAAAGAUGCUGUUGAUGUCUGAGAGUUGUGUUUUUUAUACAAAGGAUGCAUGUUUGUUGAACACAGAUAAAUGUAUACAAUUAUUAAAAAAUCCAUUAUUUUCCUUUCAAAUACCAUGCGAAAAAGAAAGAGUAGUUAUUCAUUUGUCUUUUAUAAAGGAACAAAAUAUUGUCCAGUGGAGACGACACAGCUGAGGUUCUGUGCCACUUUAUACUUAAGUUUAACUCAUGUCUAUACAGUUGCCACAUGUAUAAAAUGUAAACGUGACUUUUCUUUUGGAAAACCAGGCAGCAACUUUUUUCUAGUUUUGAAAUAGAAAAGAUUUCUAUCCUUUUAUUUACACAUCUCUGUCGUGAACUGAAAAUGUCCAUAAAAGAUUCUCCUCUGCAGCUGUUUUCAGUACAGGAAAACCUACUUUAAUGUCGGUCUUAAAUGCAAUCAAUAAAAACGUAACAAUCAGUGUAGAUAACCUCAUAUUGCCUUCCAAAGUGUCAACCUGUUCUUGUAUUUGUAACAACCUACAUAUUAUUUAUAUCACAUUUACACUCCUGUCUGUUUUUGUAUUUAUUAUAAUGAUUGUUGUUUGUCUCUAGGGUAGUUAAAAAAAGUUGCAUUUUUUUUUUUUUUUUUCUGUUCAACUGUACUUAAUGUAUUUGAGGUGAAAACAUGACUGCUGCUGGAAGCUACAUUUGGUUUUAUCAUGGGAAAAUGUUAUCCUGGCCUUUUUGUUUCAUACCUGAUGGCUAAGAAUUGUCUAACUCGCAAAAUGAAAGUGAGCCAUUUGAA
Molecule: messenger RNA, 2589 nt
Organism: Xiphias gladius (swordfish)
Lineage: Eukaryota; Metazoa; Chordata; Actinopteri; Istiophoriformes; Xiphiidae
Gene: ikzf1
Product: IKAROS family zinc finger 1 (Ikaros)
Exons: 8
Coding region: 134-1696 (520 amino acids)
Biological process (GO): regulation of transcription by RNA polymerase II
Molecular function (GO): DNA-binding transcription factor activity; RNA polymerase II cis-regulatory region sequence-specific DNA binding
Source: RefSeq, a predicted model, not a curated record